Molecule: messenger RNA, 537 nt
Organism: Necator americanus (New World hookworm)
Lineage: Eukaryota; Metazoa; Nematoda; Chromadorea; Rhabditida; Ancylostomatidae
Exons: 1
Coding region: 1-537 (178 amino acids)
Source: RefSeq, a predicted model, not a curated record
AUGAAUAGGCUGAUGAGGGAACAGGAGCGUGUACAAGGGAUACGUGUUCUAAGUUAUCAACAUCCUCUAAUCGUCGACCUUUUUUUACGACGACUAAGGGAGGAAGAGCGGAGCCACGCUGGCUUUCGAAUCUACAACCCGAACUCACGGUCACGGUUCUCCCGUAGUUUCCGUACUCAUCUAUCUCGUGAUACCCUGCCUUUAAGAAAAAAGGAUGUAUUCUGUGGAGUGUACAUGACUUGCGAGGCCAACUGCUUCAUUAUACCAUUUCAUCGGCUUAGGAAGUAUAGAGCGCUGGUUUGCCCUCGGGAGACUACUGGACCUUCAACAUUCAGUCCUCUUAGCGUCCACGACGUGCCACAACUCAUCCUACCAGGCAUCCUUGACCUCUCUUCUACUGAAACAAGGAAAGAAAGGCAGAUAACUCCAGGAGGAGACAGGGACUUCCAUUGGAAGUUAACCUUUUUUGUCAUUGGCAAGCAACCGAAGAGGAAGACAACUGUGCUCGAAUGUCGAAUGGAGCGCGCCAUAGCGUGA